Molecule: messenger RNA, 246 nt
Organism: Chondrus crispus (carragheen)
Lineage: Eukaryota; Rhodophyta; Florideophyceae; Gigartinales; Gigartinaceae
Exons: 1
Coding region: 1-246 (81 amino acids)
Source: RefSeq, a predicted model, not a curated record
AUGAUUGGGCACAGUAGCCCUCUCAUAACCCAUGUUUGCGGGCUGCAAAAGCAGAAACCCGCCUCCUUGGAAAAAGUUCCCUUCGCAUCACCUCGACCACCCACAACACCUGCAAGGUACUCAUCAGAUCGCACAUUGCCCGACAAUCAGCUAUUUUGCGCCGCAUUCUGUGUUUAUCUUCACAGUCUUGGAGACCAUAUCCAUCAAAGUGACAAAGAAGAUAGCCGUGCGAACUGGACAGAAUGA